Molecule: messenger RNA, 837 nt
Organism: Schistocerca gregaria
Lineage: Eukaryota; Metazoa; Arthropoda; Insecta; Orthoptera; Acrididae
Product: piggyBac transposable element-derived protein 4-like
Exons: 2
Coding region: 1-837 (278 amino acids)
Source: RefSeq, a predicted model, not a curated record
AUGGAGCUGGCCUUUGAAGUAGCAGCUGUAAAAAUGAAAGAAGGCAAAAACAGCCUAAUAAUUGCAGGCCUAUAUAGAUCACCAAAUAGUGAUGUAGAAGAGUUCUUUUGCCAGCUAGAACAAUUUCUGAAUAAACAAUCAACAAACAAAAAACAGUCGGCUGCUUCAGACAUUGUAAGUGAAUCAGAUGAAAUUGAUCAACAACCACGACUUACUGUUCCUGAUGAGUACAUAGUUCAAUGUGCAUAUAAUGUGGAUGAAAGUGUUUCUGUUGAGAGUGACUCUGUUCGCAUUAGUGAUGUCAACAACGACAAUAAUAUGUGUCAUGAUAAUGCAGAACUAAUAGAGAACAUAGAGUGGGUGCAAGACAUAUUUGCAAAAGAAACUAUUGAAUUCUCACACAAAUAUGGUGCAAAUAUUGUUUCUGACAAAACAAGCUCCAUUGAAAUACUUGGCUGCUUAUUUGAUUUACUAGAUCACCUUGUGUUUCCUACAAAUUUAUAUGCGACUCAGAAAUUUGGAGGUUCCACCACUUUCAAACCAACUGAUACUGAGGAAAUGAAGAAAUUUAUUGCCAUCAAUUUAUUAAUGGGGAUCAAAAAAUGUCCUUCAUCUGGAGAUUAUUGGUAUUCUGACCCAGCUCUCUGUGAUUCGUACAUUUCAGCUCUCAUGUUAGGCCAUAUACAUGUGAAUGAUGAUAAUCAGCAGCCAAAAAAUGGAGAAAAAGGUUAUGAUAAACUGUUCAAGAUACACCCACUGCUGGACUAUCUAAGCAAGAUCUACUCAGAAAAUAAUUUACCAACAGAACACCUUGUUGUGGAUGAAUCUAUGAUUUGA